This is a messenger RNA of Adineta ricciae, 1191 nucleotides long. The record is from the annotation of a GenBank genome assembly. Lineage: Eukaryota; Metazoa; Rotifera; Eurotatoria; Adinetida; Adinetidae.
AUGGAAGCGAACAAAGAUUCUGCAUUGCAUUAUAUUGAACUCGCUGAAAAAGCCAUACUUGCCAAUGAUAAUGAACGCGCUCUUCGAUAUCUGAAUAAAUCGGAAAGUCUCUUUCCUACACAAAAAGCUAAAGAUCUCAUAGAACGACUGAUGUAUGCGAAUUCUCAUUCGACAUCAUCGUCAUCAUCAAGUAAAACUAACCAUAAAGCCCAUGAACCCGAAUCACCAUCGGCGUCGUCGACAAAUCACGAUCAGUCAACCAGUAAUGGAAGCUCGUCAACGACUAGACAAAGAACAUCCACCACAACGAAUAGUCAUUCAACUUCUUCCAAUGAUUAUACUUCAGAAGAAGCGGAAGCUGUACGAAAAGUCAAAACUUGCAAAGAUUUGUAUGAAAUUCUCGGUGUGAAUAAAUCAGCAUCUGAAGCUGAUUUGAAGAAAGCAUAUCGUAAAUUAGCGCUUCAAUUUCAUCCAGACAAAUGUAAAGCUCCGGGUGCAACAGAUGCUUUCAAAGCGAUUGGCAAAGCAUUUUCAAUUCUGAGCGAUCCAAAGAAACGAGAACAAUACGAUCAGUAUGGUCAUGCUAUGGAGCCACAGUAUAAUCAUCGUAGCAAUGGUGGUGGACGUGGUUCUCAUCAAUAUUAUUAUUACGAAGAUGAUGAAGACUUUUCAGCCGAAGAAAUCUUUAAUAUUUUCUUUGGAUAUUCAGGACCACCAAAUCGUACGUAUCGACGUCGUCAACAAACCAAUCCGUUUCAUUUUACUACUCAUUCACAACAUAAUCAAACGCAGAAUACAACCCAUACGCUUGCCCAACUACUGCCUUACUUGUUUCUAUUCCUUAUUUCAAUUAUCGGCACAUUUUUAGUGAGUGAACCUCAAUUUCAAUUGCAUCGUACUGGAAAAUAUACUAAUCAACGUUACACACGUCUAUCACAUGUGGAAUACUAUGUUAAACCUGACUUUCGCCCACCGAAAACCAAUGCUGAGUUGGAUAAAUUCGAGACAUCUGUUGUUGAAGAAUACACAUCUGAUCUCCGACAUCAGUGCUAUCGCGAACAACAAUAUAAAGAGUCUAUGAUGUGGCGUGCUCGAAUGAUGAAUGAUAAUGAACUCUAUCGUCAAGCACAGAAGCAGGGGACGCCGUCCUGUGUGAAAUUAAAUGACUUUGUACAGCGUGGUCGUGCUUAA